Molecule: messenger RNA, 2236 nt
Organism: Apis laboriosa (Himalayan honeybee)
Lineage: Eukaryota; Metazoa; Arthropoda; Insecta; Hymenoptera; Apidae
Product: protein FAM114A2
Exons: 4
Coding region: 150-2165 (671 amino acids)
Source: RefSeq, a predicted model, not a curated record
AACGAUAACCUUCUUGAUUCAAAUUUUAUAAAAAUUAUACAAAAAUUAAAAUAAGAAUUAUAUCGUAAAUCAAUUAUACACAAAUCUAAAGUUAUAUCUAGAUUAUUUUUGAUUAGAAACAAUAAUUUAGUGUUUUAUAUUAAGUUAAUAUGGCUACAUCCGAGAGUGAUGACUUUGAAAGUGCUGACGAAGAGAUGAACCAUGAUAUACCAACAAAGAAAUGUAUUCAAACACAAUGGAAUUUACCAACAACAAUAGAUUCAGAAUCUGAUGAUGAUACAGAAUAUGUACCUCGACAACCACAUACAAAUAUGUCUUUUGGUAGAGAGAAAGAAAAAUAUUGUUCAAUGAUAGAUACAGCAAUUGACAAAAAAAAUUUUGAUAAAAAUAUCAAUAUUAAUGAUACAUAUAAUUAUAAACAUGAACAACCAAUUAUAAAUGUUAACAAAACUUGUGAUAAAAUUGAUGAAGAUACUAUAAUUCUUAAUUCACAGAAAAUAGAAUAUCUACAGACCAAUAUUGAUACUAUAAAUUUAAAAGUGGAAAAUAAUAAUAAAACAAUAGAAUUAGAUAAAAAUGAAAUAGACACAUCUCUUAAAAUGAAUAUUAAUAUGGAAUUAUAUUCUGAAACAUCUAAACUUAAUGAGAAAGAAAGAAUUCAUAAAGAACAAAAUUUAUAUAAAAAGAAAUUAGGAACUAAAAUCAUACCAACUAAUAAUCUUACAACUAAUGUAAUUAACAUGAAUACAAAUAUUAAUGAAAAGAAUAUACCAAUGACAAAAGAAAAUACUAUGUUUGAUAAGACUUUUAUAACAGAUGAAAUAACCGAAUCAGAAAUGCCAGAAGAAAUGAAAUCUAAUAAAACAUUCAAAGAAAUAUUUAAACCCCAAGGUUGGGAAGGACUUGGAGAUGCAAUUGAAUUACCAGAGGAAUUAACUGAAGAAAAAUUGCAACCAGUAUUAAAAAGAUUAUCAUUAUCUGAACAAAUCGAUGAUUCUUCAAAUUGGGGUUGGGCUAAUUGGGGUGUAAGUUCAUUAAUUAAUACUGCCACUGCUGGAGUUUCUACAUUAACUAGCCAUGUAUCACAAGGACUUACACUUUUAGAAGAAUCUAUGACUAUAUCUGAAGAAUCAAAACCUAUUACAAAUGAAGAAAAACAAAAUAAUAUAGUUAAUGAUGAUAAUAAAAAUUAUCAAUUCAAAGAACAAUCAUCUUUUGGAUUUGGAAAUCUUAUAUCAAGUGUAUCAUCAAUAACAAAACUAGUUGAAUCAACUGGAAGCAAAGUUAUGAGUGGAGGAUUAGAUACAUUAGAAGCUAUUGGUAAAAAAACAAUGGAAGUCUUACAAGAAGGUGAUCCAGGGUUGAAAAAAAAAAGAGCUUUCUUUAUAAAUGAACCAAACAAGCCAAAUUUAUCUCAGAUUCUUCAAGAAGCUAAAGAAAAAGCAGAAAAUGUUGAAAAAACAAUUGAAGAAAAACAGAAAAUGAGAAAAGUGCAUUUUGAAAGUCUUUUUGAUGAUUAUCAAGGACUUGUUCAUAUAGAAGCAUUAGAAAUGUUAUCAAAACAAAGUAAUAUUAAAAUACAACAACAUUUGAAUGGUUUAGAUAUAAAUGAAUUAAAUUCUGUACAAAAAAUGUUGGAAGAAGUUGAAGAAUUAUGUGAAUUAGGAGAGGAUGAAAAUGAUGAUGAAACACACGAAAAAGAUUUAAAAUAUAAAUUAAAACAAACUAUUUGUGACCUUGGAAUUAACAUUACAUAUGAUAAAUUGUACGAGAUUUGUCAAAAUUCACAAGUUUAUACAACUCAAUCUAUGAUAUAUACUAAUCAAGAAAUAUUUGAACAUGCUAUUUCUGUUUUGGCACAAUUUACAGCAGUUUCUGUGGAAAGAUUUCAUAAAACUGCAGGAUUACUUUUAAUCAAAGAACAUCGAAGCACUGUUAAUGAAACUGAUUCAUUAGUUCAGUUAACAAAUAUUUUGUCUAAUCAAAUUGGAAUAUUAACUAAUACUUACUGUAGUAUUUUAUCUAAACUUGCUGAAAUUUCAGACAAAUCUGAUAAUAUUAAUUCUAAUAUAACAACGAUUUUUAUGGAGGCUUCAAAUGCAAGUUCUUAUAUUCAACAUGCCUUUAAAUUAUUGAUUCCCAUUAUUCAAGUUGGUGCUAUAUAAAAUAUUGUGACUAUUAAAUAUAUUUUUUAAUAUUUGAAUAAUUAUACAUAUAUGCAGUCUUUCAUAUAUUC